AUGGAGAUAGUUCAAGAAAUCGGCAAAGGAAGCUAUGCGACGGUUAGUUUGGUUAAACCCGUAAAACAUAAUUCUUGUUUUCCUUCUUUAAUGGCUAUGAAAUCUUGUGAGGAGAGCGAAUCCGCUUCGUUAGUGAAAGAGCGAACGUAUUUAGAUGAACUUAAGGAUUGCCCAGAUGUUAUCAAGUGUUAUGGUGAUAGUUACACAGUUGUUGAAAAGGAGGAAAAGUUGUAUAAUGUUUUUUUGGAGUAUGCUUCUUGUGGGUCAUUAUGCGAUAGAGUUAUGAAUUCGGAAAAUACAAGUUUGUCUGAAUCUGAAGUUAGACGGUAUACGAGGUCAAUAUUAAAAGGUGUCGAUUUUAUUCACAAGAAAGGGUUCGUGCAUUGUGAUAUGAAGCUUGAGAACAUUCUUUUGUUCUCCGGGGACAAGGUUAAGAUUGCGGAUUUUGGGUUAGCGAAAAAGAUAACUGAUGAGCCAAAGUCAAGGUUUAAACAUGAUAUACGGGGUAGCCCAUUGUAUAUGGCUCCUGAGAUGGUUAGUCGGGGCGAGCAAGGGCAAGCGGCUGAUAUUUGGGCUUUCGGGUGUUUGGUAUUGGAGAUGUUUACGAGAGAUACUGCUUGGACGUGUUCUGAUGUUGGUGCGUUGUUUAAGAAAAUUGGUGUUGGUGAAGAGAUCCCUCAUAUUCCUGAGACGUUAUCGGAUGAAGGAAGAGAUUUCUUGGAGAGAUGUUUUGUCAAGAAUUCGAGAGAAAGAUGGACUGCUGAGAUGCUAUUAGAUCACCCAUUUGUUAACUAUGAAGAUGAAUGCCUAUCAAGAUCUCCACGAAGCCCGUUUGAAUUUGGUGACUUAUUGGAUGCGCUUUCAGAGAUAUCAUCAGAAUCAGAAACAGAAUCAGAUUAA
Erigeron canadensis is the source of this 900-nucleotide messenger RNA. RefSeq names its product mitogen-activated protein kinase kinase kinase 20-like. Bases 1 to 900 code for a protein of 299 amino acids. The record is from RefSeq and is a predicted model, not a curated record. Gene Ontology annotation, biological process: protein phosphorylation. Gene Ontology annotation, molecular function: ATP binding; protein kinase activity. NCBI's taxonomy places the organism in Eukaryota, Viridiplantae, Streptophyta, Magnoliopsida, Asterales, Asteraceae. The transcript has a single exon.